This is a messenger RNA of Pleurotus ostreatus (oyster mushroom), 1119 nucleotides long. It is a transcript of the gene CWC2, whose product is annotated as Pre-mRNA-splicing factor. NCBI's taxonomy places the organism in Eukaryota, Fungi, Basidiomycota, Agaricomycetes, Agaricales, Pleurotaceae. The coding region runs from base 1 to 1119 and encodes 372 amino acids. The transcript is spliced from 4 exons. Gene Ontology annotation, molecular function: U6 snRNA binding; metal ion binding; pre-mRNA binding. Gene Ontology annotation, cellular component: U2-type catalytic step 2 spliceosome; U2-type catalytic step 1 spliceosome; Prp19 complex. The record is from RefSeq and is a predicted model, not a curated record.
AUGAACACUGAGGAGAACACCGAAGAACAGCAAGCCGUUCAGCAAAUUGCGGCUACGCAGGCUCCCAGACCACUCAAAAAGUUGAAGCCUGCUCGCAAGCAGGUUAAACCCGGAGAUGUAGAGAAGAAAGAGACCGUCCAAACUGGCAAGGAGUACAAUAUCUGGUACAAUAAAUGGGCCGGCGGUGACAGGGAGGACAGUUACUCAAACAAAGUCAAGUCACAAACACGGUGCCAGAUCAAACGUGACUCGGGUUUGACAAGAGCGAACACGACUGGGAUAAGAUACUGCUGCCUAUUCUUUGCUCGAGGUUGCUGUCCUUACGGAUGGGAAUGCGAGUAUCUCCACGCUCUACCUGAUCCUGAAAAGGCGAUGCCGGAUAGUUCCAAGGACUGCUUCGCUCGCGACAAAUUUGCCGACUAUCGAGACGAUAUGGGUGGUGUUGGAAGCUUUAACCGGCAAAAUCGGACACUCUACGUUGGCAGAAUCAAAGAGACUGGAAACGGGCAGGAAACGGAGGAAGUGGUUCUUCGGCACUUUAGGGAAUGGGGUGAUAUCGAACGAAUUCGGGUUUUGCAAUACCGGAGUGUUGCCUUCGUAACUUAUGUCUCAGAAUACCACGCGCAGUUCGCUAAAGAAUCCAUGGCUUGCCAGUCUCUCGACAAUGACGAAAUUCUCAACGUUCGGUGGGCGACGGAAGACCCGAACCCAACGCAGAAAGUAGCAGAGAAACGGCGAUUGGAAGAUAUGGGACAAGAGGCUAUUCGUGCCAAGAUGGAUCCCCGAAUUGUGGAUGCUAUGAGAGCGGUUCGAGCAUUGGAAGAGGGCGAUGUAUUGGACGAUGGUUACCUCGAUGAGGCAGAAGGCGACCCAGAAGGCAACUCCAAUAAACGCCGUCGUAUAGACGAAGGCUACGGCACACCCUCUCCCCCGCCAGAGCCUCCUGCUCAAGAAUCCCCGAAACCUUCUGGCUUGCUAAGCGUGGAUACACUGGAAAGUCUCAAGUAUUUCGCAGAGAUUCGAAAGCGUAACGGGUUAGGAAUGGUCGCCCCGAAACCACCAAUAAAGGCGUCAGCCACCGGCUUAAACCUUGCGGACUAUGGUAGUGAUGACGAGUAA